CGCGCGCCGGCUGGAGCGGCGGGCGCGGGCGCGUGCGGGGCGCGGGCGGGCAGCGGGCGGCGGCGGCAUGGCGGAGAGCGAGGCCGAGACCCCCAGCACCCCGGGGGAGUUCGAGAGCAAGUACUUCGAGUUCCACGGCGUGCGGCUGCCGCCCUUCUGCCGCGGGAAGAUGGAGGAGAUCGCCAACUUCCCGGUGCGGCCCAGCGACGUGUGGAUCGUCACCUACCCCAAGUCCGGCACGAGCUUGCUGCAGGAGGUGGUCUACCUGGUCAGUCAGGGAGCCGACCCCGACGAGAUCGGCCUGAUGAACAUCGACGAGCAGCUUCCGGUCUUGGAGUACCCGCAGCCCGGCCUGGACAUCAUCAAGGAGCUGACGUCUCCACGCCUCAUCAAGAGCCACCUCCCCUACCGCUUCCUGCCCUCCGACCUCCACAACGGGGACUCCAAGGUCAUCUACAUGGCUCGCAACCCCAAGGACCUGGUGGUAUCCUACUACCAGUUCCACCGCUCGCUGCGCACCAUGAGCUACCGGGGCACCUUCCAGGAGUUCUGCCGGAGGUUCAUGAAUGACAAGCUGGGCUACGGCUCCUGGUUCGAGCACGUGCAGGAGUUCUGGGAGCACCGGAUGGACGGGAACGUGCUGUUCCUCAAGUACGAAGACAUGCACCGGGACCUGGUGACGAUGGUGGAGCAGCUGGCCAGAUUCCUGGGGGUGCCCUGCGACAAGGCCCAGCUGGAGUCCCUGAUUGAGCACUGCCACCAGCUGGUGGACCAGUGCUGCAACGCCGAGGCCCUGCCCGUGGGCCGGGCCCAUUUGCUCGGAAGACCUCGCCGAGGCGGGGAGGGUGCAGGGGCUCCAGGAGCCGGCUGCACUGCUCCCAUUUGAUUCAUGCCCCGGCAUAACUUGUCUUGAUUGCAAAUGCUAAACCAGGACGAGUCGGGCUGUGGAAGGACAUCUUCACCGUCUCCAUGAACGAGAAGUUCGACCUGGUGUACAAACAGAAGAUGGGCAAGUGCGACCUCACCUUUGAGUUCUAUUUGUAACCACAGAACAGCCCACCUGCAUGCUCACAACACCCAGACACUACUAGCUCCAAGUCCCGUGCGCCUCCACCUCUCGCUGGCCGGACGCACCCUGGGAGCAGCGUGCGCAAGAGCAGGGGACGUGCACGGGGGCGCGUGCCGUAGCGUCCGCGUAGCACACGCGGCUGGGACGGCCGCCUUUCGCAGCCCCGCGUCCCUCGUUGUGUUUUUCGGAGCUUCUCACUGGAAAUCUCAAAUGUCCGUAAGCCAAAUAAAAGUGCAGCCCCGAGGGAGAGCGCGAGCGAGCGCGGCGGCCGAGGGGUCUCAGGGCCAGCUCCGUGUGUGCAGCCUCGGCAUCUCAGUAAGACACAGCCGUCGGGUCCCCGCAGGGUCUCAGCCGACGGUGGGGACGGAGCGUGAGUGGGGGACACGGGUGGAGCUCAGGUCUCUGCGACUGUCCUGAAGUGGGGUCGUUCUCAGCGAGGGUGUCCCCCAGACGCCCCGCCCCCAGCGAGGCAGAGGGAUGCUGGUGAGGGUGGCCUGCCGGGGGGCGGGCGGGCGUGUCUGAGUGCAGCGAGCUGGUGUCUUCCUUACCGGGAGCAGGCAGCCGGGGCUCCGCAGUACCCGGAGAUCCUGGGACUUGGUCUUCAGUGGGUGUGCUCUCUACACCGGAGCCUGUGGGAGAGUGGCCUUGCGGGUCCAGCAGCCCGCCCUGCUCAGAUCGGGUGGGCACCCGGUUCUGUCCCCCUCCGCCCCGUGGAUCUGAGGGAGUAAACCUGUUGCCUGAUCUGGCCCAGACGCGGCUGGAGAGCGGAAGGGGAGGCGGCCGGUUGGCAUGCAGUUGGCUGUGGCGGGGGGCUGGGGUGGUCCCUGGGAAUGGACGCCGCUGCUGGGGGAGGGGCUCUGCGUGGGUGCAGGGGCUGCGUGUGCUAGGUUGCCCUGAGAGAGGCUUGGCCGGGGCCGGUGGCGCGUGGCGUGGCGUGGCGUGGGAGCACCGUGUGUGAGUGUGUGCGCGGGAGGCUGCUCUCUGUGAGGCCCAUUCCUGUUUUUCUAUUUUUAGUGCUGUACGGGUGUUGCUGCACGCUACACGGUUCUGUGCUUGCACCUUUAAUAAAGACGCGUUCCCUGCA
This is a messenger RNA of Oryctolagus cuniculus (rabbit), 2153 nucleotides long. It is a transcript of the gene SULT4A1, whose product is annotated as sulfotransferase family 4A member 1. The record is from RefSeq and is a predicted model, not a curated record. Gene Ontology annotation, molecular function: sulfotransferase activity. Lineage: Eukaryota; Metazoa; Chordata; Mammalia; Lagomorpha; Leporidae.